AUGGACAGCCCCGUCCUACCCAAGGAUUUCAACGCCAACCAGCCGAAGACCAUCCGUCUAUAUCCUCUUAGCAACUACACAUUUGGCACGAAAGAUGGCCAGCCAGAAGAAGACCCUUCCGUGCUUGCGCGACUGAAGCGACUUGAAGAACACUACCAGGAACAUGGCAUGCGACGAACAUGUGAAGGAAUCCUUGUCUGCCACGAGCACAACCACCCCCACAUUCUGAUGCUGCAGAUCGCGAACGCAUUCUUCAAGCUACCUGGUGACUACCUCCGCGCCGAAGACGACGAAAUCGAGGGCUUCAAGGCGAGGCUGAAUGAGCGCCUUGCACCAGUCGGCACGCAAUUCACAGGUGAAGGCGUCAACGAUGAAUGGCAGGUCGGCGACACGCUUGCGCAAUGGUGGCGACCGAACUUCGAGACCUUCAUGUACCCAUUCAUUCCCGCGCACGUCACCAGACCGAAAGAGUGCAAGAAGCUCUACUUCAUACAGUUGCCCCGAAGCAAGGUCCUGAGUGUCCCAAAGAACAUGAAACUCCUCGCCGUCCCGCUAUUCGAACUGUACGACAACACCGCACGUUACGGCCCUCAGCUUUCCGCAAUCCCUCAUCUCCUGUCGCGCUACAACUUCGAAUUUGUCGACGAAGAAGGCAAUGUCGCGGCCAUGACACCCGGCGUAGGUCCGCCAGACGGCACCAUACAAACCAAAGUGCUGGCCGGCGGCGAGGAUGUGAAGAUGGAGGCAAAUGGCGAUGGCACAGGGAGCGACAUUACUCUGUCAUAG
Parastagonospora nodorum SN15 is the source of this 786-nucleotide messenger RNA. RefSeq lists its product as hypothetical. The record is from RefSeq and is a predicted model, not a curated record. The coding region runs from base 1 to 786 and encodes 261 amino acids. Lineage: Eukaryota; Fungi; Ascomycota; Dothideomycetes; Pleosporales; Phaeosphaeriaceae. The transcript has 3 exons. Gene Ontology annotation, molecular function: mRNA binding. Gene Ontology annotation, cellular component: mRNA cleavage factor complex.